Messenger RNA from Homalodisca vitripennis (glassy-winged sharpshooter), 3925 nucleotides. Its product is annotated as phosphatidylinositol glycan anchor biosynthesis class U protein-like. Gene Ontology annotation, cellular component: GPI-anchor transamidase complex; membrane. Gene Ontology annotation, biological process: protein localization to cell surface; attachment of GPI anchor to protein. The transcript is spliced from 7 exons. Bases 346 to 1638 code for a protein of 430 amino acids. The record is from RefSeq and is a predicted model, not a curated record. Lineage: Eukaryota; Metazoa; Arthropoda; Insecta; Hemiptera; Cicadellidae.
GGUGAAGUUAAAUUGUCAAAUUGUCUGCCUAGUCAGUAGUUUCGGUUCUCAAACAAAACAACUUAGCAGUGAAAAUGUUCGUUAGGAUUGUAGUGAUUCAUGCAAUUAUAACUAUUGUUGAAAUUUACUUAAAACUUAAUUCUUAAUUAGAUUGAAAAUGAUGUUUCUUCAUGAUGUUUAAUAUCAUCAGUAACGAAUUACCAUUACGCCAUAAAUAUUUUCUGUGUGAAGUGAGAGAUAGAAUAGAACCACUCCUUAAAGGCUGACCGGCAUAGUUUAUUACAGCCCAUUAUCAAUAAUAACAGUAGUUACUGAUUUAAAUAUUAAUUAUAUAACAAAUAAAAAAUGGAGUUCCUUUUAUGUUUGGAGUUUUUGGUUGCAUUUCUUAUAAGACUUUGGCUUAGUUUAUCAGACUACAAACAGGUUAUAUCUGAUAGAGUGGAAAUUUCCACACCUCUCAAUUCGUGGAAAAGAGUAACAGAAGGAGUGAUGCUGUACAAUGAGGGGACGGAUCCGUACAUCGGAGACAUGUUUCAUGAAACUCCACUGGGACUGGUUAUCUUUCACUGGAUGAUUGUAAAUAUUCCUCGAUGGCUGCAUUUGGUGUUCAUAUGUUGUGACUUGAUUACCGGCUAUUUACUGUAUAAGGCAGCUAAGAAGUGCAUGGCUGACUUGCUGGUGCGCCAAAGCAAAGACCAGCACAAGUAUGCUCCUGGUGUGGAGAAGCUGUUGUUAGUUGAGGAAGAGUUACGUAUGGCUCCUAUAUACGUUGUGUCUGCAUAUCUCUUCAACCCCUACACAAUACUGAGCUGUGCUGCCCAGACAACCACUGUCUUUGCGAACCUCUGUCUUGGAAUCUUUUACUACACAAUGUUGCACGGCAACCCAAUUGUUUGUGGGCUAUCCCUGGCCCUGUCAACACUACAGUCACUGUACCCAGUCACGCUGUUGGUGCCUGCUUGUAUCUUGACAGCACAAUCCCACCCAUCAAACAUGUCAGGACAUGUCCUGCUGCUAGUUGCGUUGUUUCUAGCACCUCUGCUGGGAUUGCUGUAUCUCUGCCACUGCAUCAACGACAGCUGGGCAUUCCUCUAUGCCACAUAUGGGUUUAUCCUGAACAUCCCAGACUUGCGUCCCAACGUCGGGCUCUUCUGGUACUUCUUCACAGAGAUGUUUGAACACUUCCGGGCACUGUUCAUCUGCGCAUUCCAGUUAAAUGCGGGUCUGCUGUAUGUGGCACCGCUGUCACUGCGGAUGUACCGAGAACCUGUACUUCUGGCUGCCAGCCUCACGGCACUAACUGCAGUGUUCCGGUCGUACCCCAGCGUCGGAGAUGUAGGCUUCUACCUUGCCCUGCUGCCGAUGUGGAAACAUCUCUUCCAUUAUAUGCAGCAAGGGUUCGUGGUCGGCUGUUUCUUCCUGGUGACGUCUGUCCUAGCGCCUGUUCUCUGGCAUCUAUGGAUCUAUAGUCGCUCUGCAAAUGCUAACUUCUACUUUGGUGUCACUCUGGCGUUUGCCACUGCUCAGAUAUUCUUAAUAACGGACAUCCUGUUUGCCUACAUCAAGCGAGAGUUUGCUCUGAGGAACGGGCUGAAGAGAGUUAUCGACGGGGAGGAGGCUAAGCUUGUCCUCGAGUGAACCACCAACUGACUACAAGGCUGAGAUGAUCGCCAGACCAAAGUGUUCAGUGCCGAGGCACACUAGUUUACGUUUUAUAAGUGUAAGAACAUGCUUCAUUGAUGUGAAACAAUGACUUUUGCAUUUUAUGAACUGUGAAACAAAACAUUUGUAUCUGAAUAAGAAAUAUAAUUAACUCUCAAAACUGAUCUAAUAAGUUCUUAGAGCAGAUUUCUGAGUCAGAUUUAAUGAACUCUAGAACUAAAAGUAGAUAAACGAAGAAUUAAAUAAUGUUGGGAUUAAAAUCGAGUUUCUGUUUAGCUCCAUAAUGUAACUCCAUAACCUGAGGAUUAGUCUUUACCUAAGUUUUGUUUCACACAUAAAAAUCGCUACCUUGGGCUUAAUUCAAUGUGAGGUAUGAAACCACAGAUUUUCAGUUUUGUUGGUUGGCAACAAUCCUAGAUGCAGAUUCCAUGGCAGGCUUUACAACUGAACUGUUAUUUACCUGAUUCGACCUUGUACUGACUUGCCUACCUACCCCAAUGGUAGCAGUCAGUUUGUAGUGUCGUGAGAAUUGUACUGGUCAACCUCCAUAUUACCUAAUUGUUCAUAGUCUGCAACAAUACAAGUAUUUUAAUUCUUCCACUGCCAUUCCUUCUAAUAUGGUGAGCAUACUCACAAAAGUAAGUAUAUCAACCGAUCCAAGAAAAAAUAUUGUCUGAAAACAAAAUGUAAUUCUCAGUAUUAAUCAGACUAGCAGUAACCUCUUCACACACAAUUUCAUUUUGACAAACGGACACCAUGAGCAUAUUAUUUUUAAAUGGCAUUUCAAACAAUCCUGAUAUAAGUAGUAGUCAUUGAAAGAUAUUCCAAUCUAUCAAUCCAUUUUAGAUUAAAGUUUAAAUAUGAAACUCUGGUCGGAUAGUGAAUCUGCUUUUAUAAGUACCUCUGAAAUUUCUCUCCAAUAUUUAAUAAUAUUGAAUGGCUUUCAGUAACAAUUGAAGUAUUAAAGGCCAGUGUAGAGAAAACCUAAAUUUAAAGGGAGACCAAAAUCAAAGUCCUUAGCUUUCCAUUUAACACUCUUAUGGUAUAAUAAAUUAUGGCAUUUUACUGUAGUUGAUUAAAAUCCCAAUAAAACAAACCCAGACAAACAAAAGCUUCUACACGUAACAUGACAUUUGUAAAGUGUAACUGACUUUAACAGAUGAAUAAAAAAAGCAUUUACUAUCACGUGUUUAAAUAUGGAUAAUUAUUGGUAAAUUUUUAUUGUAGGCACUUUACAAUAUUUGUUAUUUUUUCAAAAGGAAAUGCUUAAAAUUAUAUUAAGAAUAAGAUAACAAUUAAAUUUUAGAAAGGUCGAAAUUUUUUAAAUUUCAUAAAAGGCACUAGUAGUUGAAUGGGCUAACAGCAAUGCCUCCAGCUAUAAACAAGGGCUAUUGUAAGAAAUUGUUAAAAUUAGUUGUAGAUUGUUUUAAGAAAUGUGGCUAAAGUAAAAAUAAUCCAAAUUAUUUAACUUUUAUUCUUGCUUUUGACACGUAACUAAAAACACAUUUACUAAUCCAGAUUACAAUAAAACAAUACAAUUUUAACUUGCAAAACUUGGAAAUGUGGAAAUUAAUAGGUUAUUUACAAUGUUUACAGCAGUAAACAUGACAGAACCAACAAAUUGGGAUUGUACGAUUACAGUAUCUGCAUAGUUUGUUAUAUUGUAAUCCCAGUAAUGUUUUAUCUUACCUAAUAUAUCAUGUGCAUAUGGUAACAACAGCUGUUAUUUGGCAUUUUUACUAGAUUCAUUCAAAAUAUUACGUGGUUACUAAUUUAAUGUUUAUUUUCAUAGUUCUAAUGCACUACAAAAAUUACUUACUAUAAUUAAAACAUGAUCAAAGGUGGCCUGAAUUGUCUCAUUGUAAUCUUUAGGUUAAGAUAUUUUUGACUUUUAAUUCAGCAAGAUUAAAUUUUAAUCUCAGUUUUGCGAAUCUCUGGCUCAGCAAUCUGUCCUGGGAAAACUCAGGACCAACUUUUGCCAGUUAGAAGUUUCAUUGAUUCUUGACUAUUAAUAAUAAACUAUUGAGAUCAGAAAACCAUUGUCCCAGUUCUACUUUAGAAAUGUUUCAAGUUUAGAUUAAGCGUGUCCAUGUUUCAAAACCUGCUCAUAUUCUGAAAACCACUAACUGAGAAAUAAAUACCAUUACAGCUGUGUAUUUACUUUUUAGGUAGUUGUAAAUUGUGUUUGUUACACACGUUUUAUAGACAUAAGAUUGUGUAAAUAUAAGAAUUUGUAGGUAAAUAAACUUUUUGUUACAAAUGA